CCAAACUCAACCCAUCUAUCACACAUCACACAUCCAGCUGAGAAGGAGAGAGAGAGAGAGAGAUCGAUCCUCAAACCCAAAAAUAUUUCUUCCAACAACAAUCCCAACCCUUUGCGCCAAUCAACGACCCCACACUCAAAAUUUUCCCUCAAUUUUUCUCUCUCUUAAACCCCUCUCUCCCUCUCCCUCUCCCUCUCCCUUUCCUCUUCCCAUGCCACCUUCUCCUUCAGAGAACCGAACCAAAUGGCGCAAGCGCAAGCGCGAUUCCCAAAUCGGCCGGCGCCACCACAAGCACGACGAGGAGGACGACGACGACGAGGAAAACCCCAAUGCCGAGGAAGACCACGCCGAACGCGACUACGAUUCCGAGGAACAAACGCACCACCACCCUAAUUCCCAACCGCACCUCGAGACGGAGGUUCUCUCCGACAACGCCGUCCAGAUUUCGCAGUUCCCGCCGGUGAUAAAGCGCACCGUCAACCGCCCUCACUCCUCCGUCACCGCAAUCGUUGCUCUGGAGCGUGCACUCGAGUCCGGAGACAGCAAGGCUCAUAGCGCAAUCACUCCUCCGAUUCUCGAGAACGUGUCUCACGGCCAGCUCCAGGCGCUGUCGUCUGUGCCAGCUGACAACUUCGCUCUCGACGGUGAUCCCUCUUAUGUCAUCACUCCCCCUCCCAUGUUGGAAGGUCGCGGCGUCGUUAAGCGCUUCGGAGCUAAGGCUCUUGUUGUUCCAAUGCAUUCAGAUUGGUUUUCGCCUGCCACUGUGCAUAGGUUGGAGAGGCAAGCAGUGCCGCAUUUCUUUUCCGGGAAGUCCCCGGAUCAUACUCCGGAGAAGUACAUGGAGUGUAGGAACUGCAUUGUUGCACUGCACAUGGAGGAUCCCGGGAAGAGGGUUACGGUUUCUGAUUGCCAGGGUUUGUUGGCUGGGGUUGAUGUUGAAGAUUUGACUCGGAUUGUUAGGUUUCUUGAUCAUUGGGGGAUUAUUAAUUACUGUGUUCGGAUGCCGAGUCAUGAGUCUUCCAAUGCUGUGUCUUGCCUAAGGGAGGAGCCGAGUGGAGAGGUGCGUGUGCCAUCGGAGGCCUUGAAAUCCAUAGAUAGUUUGAUCAAAUUUGACAAGCCCAAGUGUAAGCUGAAAGCAGACGAAAUUUAUUCGGCCUUAACUGCACAUAAUGCCGAUGCCAAUGAUUUGGAGGACAGAAUAAGAGAGCAUCUAUCUGAGAAUCAUUGCAAUUAUUGUUCUCGUCCUCUUCCCGCUGUAUAUUAUCAGUCCCAAAAAGAGGUUGACACUUUACUCUGCACGGAUUGCUUCCAUGAUGGGAGAUUUGUCAUUGGUCAUUCAAGUAUAGAUUUUAUAAGGACAGAUUCGACAAGAGAUUAUGGUGAACUAGAUGGGGAUAGUUGGACUGAUCAAGAAACUUUACUACUGCUUGAAGCAAUGGAGAUUUACCAUGAGAAUUGGAAUGAAAUUGCUGAGCGAGUUGGUACCAAGUCAAAAGCACAAUGCAUUCUUCAUUUUCUCCGUCUACCCAUGGAAGAUGGAAAAUUGGAAAAUAUUAAUGUUCCUAGCAGGUCCUUGUCAUCCAAUGUGAUGAAUAGAGAUGAUAGUGGAAGACAGCAUUGUUACUCAAACGGAGAUACUGCAGGACCUGUCCAUCAAAUCAGAGAUCCUGACAGCCGGCUUCCUUUUGCGAAUUCUGGAAAUCCUGUUAUGGCUUUGGUUGCUUUUUUAGCCUCUGCGGUUGGACCAAGAGUAGCUGCUUCUUGUGCUCAUGCAGCAUUAGCAGUAUUGUCGGAGGAUAAUUCUGGAAGCACGUCACAGAUGGAAGCACCAGGACAUGAUAAUGUUAAUAGGACAAAUCCAGAAAGUCGAGAUGGUGGCCUUCACGGAGAAACAGCGAUUUCAAAUAAUCAUAAUGAGGAUAAGACAAAAGUAGGUUCAUGGGGUCUAAAUGAGGGUAGGACAACCCCACUCGCUGCUGAGAAAGUUAAAGAUGCGGCUAAAGCAGGCCUCUCGGCUGCAGCAAUGAAAGCUAAAUUAUUUGCGGAUCAUGAAGAACGAGAAAUUCAGAGGUUAUGUGCUAAUAUAGUAAAUCAUCAGCUGAAAAGAUUGGAAUUGAAGCUGAAACAGUUCGCAGAAAUUGAGACAUUGUUAAUGAAAGAAUGCGAACAACUGGAGAGAACAAAGCAGAGGUAUGCAGCUGAACGGUCCCGCGUGAUAUCAGCACGUCUUGGAACUCCAGGAGCCACACCUACAAUGAAUGCAUCAGGUGUUGGUCCCUCAAUGGCUAGUAAUGGAAACAAUAGGCAACAAAUGAUCUCCGCAUCUCCCUCGCAGCCCAGCAUCUCAGGGUAUGGCAACAACCAACCAGUUCAUCCGCACAUGUCCUUUGCCCCACGACCGUCAAUGUUUGGGUUGGGGCAAAGAUUGCCCCUAUCGAUGAUACAACAAUCACAAUCAGCUUCUUCAACUGCCAUGUUCAAUGCCCCUACUAAUGUGCAGCCCACUUCCAAUCAUCCAUUGUUGAGGCCUGUAUCAGGAACUAACUCUGGUUUAUGAUAAAUAGGGGAGUAGAUGUAAGUUUUGGAACUUAUAAAGUGUAAUUUUAUUUGGUAAUCGAUUUCAGAAGUGAAGGGGAAGUUAGGUGGAAGUGCCAAGAAAGUUAUUUAGUAAGUAGAGCCUGUAAUUGGUUGCAGUUGAUUGUGAAACUGUUGCUUAAAGGAAAUAAGUAGCAUUUGAUAUUCCUUACUUCUUUCUUGUGGUCUUUAGGUACCUUGAACUUUGAUUAAGUGGCACAUAUCUUGUGGAGUUAGAUUAGACUAAAACUACUUGGAUGAAUAAGGACCACGUUAUGGUGACUUUUGUCUUCACUCCUCGUGGUAUUUUAUGCAGUCCAUUGUUCUAGGUUUUGUUUCUAGUGAGCGGUUUGCCUCCAUAAAUACUGUUUUCUGGAUUUAGCUCUUUUUUCUUUUAA
Molecule: messenger RNA, 2972 nt
Organism: Cajanus cajan (pigeon pea)
Lineage: Eukaryota; Viridiplantae; Streptophyta; Magnoliopsida; Fabales; Fabaceae
Gene: SWI3C
Product: SWITCH/sucrose nonfermenting 3C
Molecular function (GO): zinc ion binding; protein binding
Source: RefSeq, a predicted model, not a curated record